UAGAUUUCAGACCUUAAAUGAAUCUGCAGAACACACGUAACCUUUACUUUGAAGGAUUGUGGUGGAUAUUGAAUUGUUUAACUGUGAAUUCAGAGGUGGCACGAAUAGCGAGCUUCAGUUGCUGAACUUCACAAUAACCUGACUGGCUGGUCCGUAUCUUCACUUGUCCUACCCUAUCUUUGGGAGCCUGUGGAUUUGAGUGGGUGUGUCGAUGAAGCCCAGUGGAAGGAGAAGGUGGUGUUUUGUAAGCACAAGGAAAAUAGCAACUUUAUGACGAGCUGAAUGUGAAAGUGGUCACAUCGGUGCUGGCAUGGCGGUGUGGACCAGAGCUGAUAAAAACGGUCAACUGGACCUACUUCUCCGCGAGCGCUGGAUCCGUGUGUCCGCCGAACUCACCAUAGAAACGCUGACUUUAACGGCCGAGACGGAGGUAAGCGGACAGGGGACCAACCACUGGGAUCACAACGGUCCUCCGGAUGACAUGGGAAAUGGCAUAUCGAAUGGAAACGAACCGGGAACCAGGUCAGGGCACCUUGAUCCGAGUCCGUCUUCGGGCCACAAACAAUUUCGGAAAGGUUACAGCAGCAGCCCUGGUCGCGUGGAUGUUAUUCGGGGUCCAUGUGACGGCACAUACGGAUUAAGCAGCCCUGGGAAGUACUCGAAUAACGGCACAGACUCCGACUUUGGAAGUCCCGAUUCUAGCUAUGGGAGUCCCGGGUCAAGUUCCGGCUCGAAGCAAGGCGAAGUUCCAGUUUGUAGGGACGUAUGCACGGAGGCUGUGCGAAAAGUCCGAGUCGUGAAACAGGAGUCUGGCGGGCUGGGGAUCAGUAUCAAAGGAGGGCGCGAGAAUCGGAUGCCGAUCCUUAUCUCUAAGAUUUUCCCGGGGCUCGCUGCAGACCAAAGUCGCGCGCUUCGGGUGGGCGACGCUAUCCUGUCCGUGAACGGCAACGACCUCCGGGAGGCAACGCAUGAUCUGGCGGUGCAGGUCCUGAAGAAGGCAGGAAAACAAGUGACGCUGGAGGUAAAGUACAUUCGUGAGGUUUCACCACUAUUCAAGAAGCUUUCCUUGGUGGCUGACUUGACAUGGAAUGAGCUUUGGCCGCAGUCUCAGAGCUACAAUGGCAGUGAGGAAGCUGGAUCUCCUGAACACAGCUCCUCCAAAGACAGGAAGGUCAUGAGUUUGAAGAUGUGCUUCAUCAGUCGGAACCUAACCAUGCCAGACUUGGAGAACAGACUGUUGGAGCUCCAUUCCCCAGAUGGACUGCACACAGUGGUACUUCGUUGUAAAGAUGCCCCCACUGCCAACUCCUGGUUCACUGCCAUCCACACCAACAUUGCUGCCCUGCUCCCACAGACGCUGGCUCACAUAAAUGCUUACUUGGGAGCCUCUACCAUCGCCACACAGCCUCACCUGAGACACAUAGGGUGGUUGGCUGAACAGGUUCAGCUUGAAGGUGGACGACAGCAGUAUAGACCGGUCGUCAUGGCACUUACAGAAAAGGACAUUCUGCUUUUUGAGUCUGUACCAUGGGGUAGAGAAUCCUGGGCAAUGCCUCUGCUCACACACCCACUGCUGGCAACAAGACUGGUGCAUUCUGGGAGUGUCCGUGGCUCUCCUGCACAGAGUUCUGACCUGGUGUUUGCUACUCGGACCGGCACAGGACAAGGAAUCGAAUCACACAGUUUUCGUGUGGAGACCCAUUGGGAUCUGUCUUCAUGGACAAGAGCCCUAGUACAAGGUGCACAUUCCGCUGCAGAACUCAUCAAAGAAGUCUCUAUUGGCUGCACAUUCAACAGACAAGAUGUCCGGCUGACACUGCACUAUGAAAAAGGCUUCACUGUUAUGAGCGAGCCAGCCGAACCAGCCAGUGGUGCUUUGUUGUUCAGAUACCCUUAUGAAAAACUCAAAAUGUCUGGUGACGAUGGAAUACACAAUCUUUAUCUUGAUUUUGGGGGUCCUGAGGGAGAAAUGGUAUUUGACCUCCACUCGGGUCCAAAGCCAGUUGUGUUUGUCCUCCAUGCUUUCCUUUCAGCCAAACUCACUCGUAUGGGCUUGCUCACAUGAAGCAAAUCACAUCAACCUGAGUUACCUAUUCACCAAUGAGCCCAGGCACACCUUGAGCAAAAGAUGAUGAUACCCUUGCAAAUCUUCACAGCUUUAUAGUUCCAUUGGACCUGACAUCACAGGCAUACAUCUCACUACCACUCACUCUACCCGCUCAUAAAAAUGUGCCUUCAUUUCCACUUUCUAUCCCACAGCAGCUUUGUCAAGUCUUAAAGUAGCACUUUACUUAAAACUCUCAGAAUUUUAUCAAUUAAAAAAGCUUUUAUCAUUCCAGUGAUCAUAUAGUGAUCAAUUUAGAUGAUAUGGGCCAUAUUAUCCCGUGUCCAUAGGAGCGAAAAGUCACACACUUCUGACUGCGCAGAUUCUCGCAUCGGUGAAUGACUUUCACGCACCUUCUAGCCAAGGCAAGGCAAGGCAAGUUUAUUUGUAUAGCACUUUUCAGCAAUCAGGCAAUCCAAAGUGCUUCACACAAGACAUGAAGGCAUCAAAGAAAAAGAAAACAUUAAAAGCAUCAAGGUACAGUUAAAAACAUUAAAAAAAAACAUUGAAAACAGUUGAUUAAAAUUAAAAUCAGUAAAAAUCUAAUAAAACAGGAACGGAGUUACAGUGCAGUAUAUGUUAAAGUAAAAUCCGCAAUAGGCCACCAAAGCAUAAUCAUAAGCACAGUCUUGAUUUAAUUCAUCCAUUCAUUAUCUUAACUGCUUAUUGUCACGUGGGUCGCAGGCUUGCUGUCUGGGGGCGGUAGGUGGGGUACACCCUGAACUGGUUGCCAGGCAAUUGCAGGGCACACACAGACAACCAUACAAACACACGCACGGACGCAAGCACACACAACACACACACAAACAAAAACAAACACGCACACGCAGAAUCAGACCUUGGGAUGAUUCAAGUGUACAAUUAACCUACCAUUCAUAUUUUUGGGAUGUGGGAGGAAACUAGAAUACCCAGAGAAAACCCACGCAGGCACAUAGAAAACUUCAAACAGGGAGUAGAACCCAGAUUUGAACCCACGACCUCUGCAGUUGUCCACCGUGCCGCCAUUCAUUAAAUAACUUGAGUAGAUAUGUUUAUUAGAUUUACCACAUAUAAACAAUAUGUAAAACAUCUUCUCCUUCAAAUUUUUGCAAAACUGACUUAUCCACAAAAUAAAUUAUUUUCACAUUUAAAAAGUUGUUCAUAUUCACAGAUUUAGAUGACAUUCUCAGUUUUGAGGAAACGUACAAGGGCCAAGUCUGGACAGGAGAAUCUGCGUAGACAAAAAGUGUGUGAUUCUAGUCACGUUUAUGUAUAAAUGACUUGCAUGCAAACGGCAAGGUGAAUGCUUAUAUGACCUCAAGUAAGUCAUUUUUUACUCAAUAAAUGUUAGGAUGAAGAAUUUUAGACAAUCAACAAAUGGUGGCCUAAUGAGUGACUCAAUAACAUAGUUGUAUUUGCCUAGCAUUCCAGAGCAGCCUUCCAGUGUACUUUUAACUUGUUUAAUCAGAUUUUUGGUUAGUUUGUUUUUAUCAGUAAGUGACACGACAAGACUUUUAGAGUCAGUAUGCAAUAAAACAUGCAGAAACUAUGCAAACAAAGCAGA
Syngnathus acus (greater pipefish) is the source of this 3647-nucleotide messenger RNA. It is a transcript of the gene sntb2, whose product is annotated as syntrophin, beta 2. The record is from RefSeq and is a predicted model, not a curated record. Gene Ontology annotation, cellular component: synapse; intracellular anatomical structure; dystrophin-associated glycoprotein complex. The coding region runs from base 311 to 2065 and encodes 584 amino acids. Lineage: Eukaryota; Metazoa; Chordata; Actinopteri; Syngnathiformes; Syngnathidae. Gene Ontology annotation, molecular function: protein binding; structural molecule activity. The transcript is spliced from 7 exons.